AUGAUCACCUCGUUUCUUUUUCCUUUCAUUUCUCUCUCCUUUUUGCCCCUCUCUAAUCACUCUCUUAACCAUUUCCCCUCUCUCUUUCCUACUUUCUCUGCCCUACCUUCUCUCUCUCUCUCUCGUCUCUCUCCUUUCAAUUGUCAUUUACCUCUCACGUUUUUUUGUUUCUCUUCCUCUCUCUCUUUCUCUCGUUUUCUUUUGCCGCUUGUCUUCUCUCUCUGUCACGCCUCUUUCUUUAUCUUUCUCACCUCUUUCUCUCUCUCUCUAACUCGCUUCUAUUCUUCUGUUCCUCUCUCAGUAUCGCCUUUAUUCUUCUCCCCCUCUCUCCGUAUCGCUUCUAUUCUUCUCUCCCUCUCUCCGUAUUGCCUCUAUUCUUCUCUCCCUCUCUCGGUAUCGCCUCUAUUCUUCUAUCCCUCUCUCGGUAUCGACUCUAUUCUUCUCUCCCUCUCUCGGUAUCGCAUCUAUUCUUCUCUCCCUCUCUCCGUAUCGCCUCUAUUCUUCUCCCCCUCUCUCCGUAUCGCUUCUAUUCUUCUCUCCCUCUCUCCGUAA
This is a messenger RNA of Acanthosepion pharaonis, 552 nucleotides long. The record is from the annotation of a GenBank genome assembly. Lineage: Eukaryota; Metazoa; Mollusca; Cephalopoda; Sepiida; Sepiidae.